AACGUGAAGGAGUUGCAGCAGUUCCUAGGCUUCGCUAAUUAUUACAACCGGUUCGUGCCACAGUAUGCAAAACUCGCAGUACCACUCACGAAUCUGCUGAAGAAGAACACGCCCUACAAUUGGGAGCCGAAGCACCAGGAAGCCAUGGAGCAGCUGAAACAAGCACUCACGUCCGCACCCGUACUCAUCUUGCCAGAUCCCGAAUGCGACUACGUAAUCAAAGCUGACGCCAGCGACCAGGCAGUGGGAGCAGUAUUAAUGCAAGAUCAGGGGAAUGGACAGCAACCAAUCGCCUACCUGAGUAAGAAACUACACGGGGCAGAACUAAACUACCCGAUACACGACAAAGAGGCCCUUGCCAUCGUCAUCGCCUUCAAAGCGUGGAGAUGUUAUCUCAAAGGACGAAGAACGACCGUCUACACCAACCAUUGCAGCCUGAAAUGCUUGAAGACACAACCCAACCUUUCCAGGCGGCAGGUCCGGUGGAUCGACUUCCUCGAGACACACUUCCACUACGACAUCGUGUAUAAGCCCGGCCACAAAAACAAAGCAGACGCCCUCAGCCGGCCUGCACACCGGUCAUGACGCAAUCCUUGUCGUCAUCGA
This is a messenger RNA of Closterium sp. NIES-67, 606 nucleotides long. Lineage: Eukaryota; Viridiplantae; Streptophyta; Zygnematophyceae; Desmidiales; Closteriaceae. The record is from the annotation of a GenBank genome assembly.